AAAUCGUUAUCGAUACACGUAGCUUUUGGUGCUUAGAAGUGGGCGAUAAUAAAUUGCUUAAUGUUUUUGUAUAUAAAAUGGCAACGAAAUUAAAUGUAAACAUACGAACGCUGUUGACAAACUGCGAGGAUCUGGCCAAAAGCGAGGACAACUUUUGGCGCCUGCAAAAGUUUCUCAAAUCAUUAGACACGAUGGUUGCUGAGCUGGCGGCUAUGGAAGAUCCGUCGAGCGCUGCACGCAUACCCAGCUAUUUGGAACGAUUGGCAGCACUAAAAAAAACCACCGGCUAUACGGCAAACAAUAAUUCCAAAGCAUCCACAAGGAGCUCCGAUACAGACAUUGCGAUGCAGGAAAUACGACAGCUGCAAAAUACAGCUAAGCACAACGAGUUGCGUACUGAGCUGCUGCAAGAUGCGGAUGCACUGCGUCGCAGAAGAGUCGUUGAUGAUUCGCCGGCGCCAGGCGAAGCAACUAGCAGCGGAAACAAUAUGAACAUGAACGAAGCUGUCAAGUAUUACAACAAUGCUCAGGAAAAGAUCACAGAGCAUAUGCUCUCGCUGACACGCAACCUGAAGGAGCAAACGGAAACGGCAAAUAGAAUUAUCAAAAAGGAUACAGAAAUGGUCUCCCGUUCCGCGGGUAUGGCAGACCGUAAUAUCAAUACACUAGGCAAGGAGGCCGAGAAGCUCGAACAGCAUUCACGCAAAGCCUACAAAUGUUGGCUCUGGCUAAUGUUUGUCUUUGUUAUUGUCGUUUUUAUAGCCAUGGUGCUCUUUAUGAAGAUCAUGAAGAAGAAGAAGGCGUAAACGAGAUGCUGUCUACUACUCUUCACUUAAGUCGAGUUCGAUUAUCAUAGUUCAACAGGUUAUCAUCCUAAUAGCUAAUGGUGUAAACAAUAUGGGGAAAAGCAUUAAACGAAAGCGAGCGCAAGACGGCAAAAAA
This is a messenger RNA of Drosophila hydei, 942 nucleotides long. It is a transcript of the gene Use1, whose product is annotated as vesicle transport protein USE1. The record is from RefSeq and is a predicted model, not a curated record. Gene Ontology annotation, biological process: retrograde vesicle-mediated transport, Golgi to endoplasmic reticulum. Gene Ontology annotation, cellular component: endoplasmic reticulum; SNARE complex. Lineage: Eukaryota; Metazoa; Arthropoda; Insecta; Diptera; Drosophilidae. The transcript has 4 exons. The coding region runs from base 78 to 806 and encodes 242 amino acids. Gene Ontology annotation, molecular function: SNAP receptor activity.